This is a messenger RNA of Gaeumannomyces tritici R3-111a-1, 360 nucleotides long. RefSeq lists its product as hypothetical. The transcript has a single exon. The record is from RefSeq and is a predicted model, not a curated record. The coding region runs from base 1 to 360 and encodes 119 amino acids. NCBI's taxonomy places the organism in Eukaryota, Fungi, Ascomycota, Sordariomycetes, Magnaporthales, Magnaporthaceae.
AUGCAAGAUAUCAGACUUUACAUUGGGGCCGCGACCACCUUCACGACGUGGGGGAUCCUGCCGCUCGUCAACAGCACCAGCAUCGAGAUCGUUACCGCCAUGGAGGCGGAGCUGCCGGACGGAAGCGGGGGUCGAAUGGUAGCGUGGCGGUCCGACGACGGUGCCGACGGCGUCCUCCACCGCGCCGAGCACCCGACCAUCCUCGCGGACCUGGGGGACGGGACGACAAUGUCCAUCUCCUACGAGCCGUACUACGCCGGCCUGGCUACUGGGGCCAUCGCCGCGCUCAAGCCGAUGCUGCAGAGGCUGUUUGAGCAGCAGAACCUGGAUCUGAAAGCGUAUGUGGAGGGGUUGCACUGA